AACAUUUGGAAAGAGGAAGCCAGCACAAUGGACGUCAUGGUGGAAGGUCCACGCUCCGCUCAAGUGGCAGGGAUGCUGCACGAGCGAGACAUACCAUACUCCAUAGCCAUCGGCGAUGUAGAUCCCAUGAUCGCGAGGGAACAGGGCAACAGCUUCAAAAAGCAAAAAAGUAACUUGAAUUGUAAGAUGGAUUGGAAGGGCUACUACCGAUUGGAUGUGAUAUAUUCAUUUAUGGAUGACCUCGCCGCUUCGUACCCAUACUUGUGCACUGUGUGUGUCAUCGGCCACUCCGCUGAAGGUAGAGAAAUAAAGAUGUUGAAGAUAUCAAACGGUGGCAGUGACAACGAAGGCGUUUGGAUCGAUGGAUCAAUUCACCCCCGCGAGUGGAUCAGUACAGCCGUGGUGACGUACCUCGCGGACCAUCUCGUCAGGAACUACCACCAGCUACCAGAGUCUGUGACUAAUAAAGAUUGGUACAUACUCCCGGUGCUGAACCCCGACGGUUACGAGUACACGCACACACACGACCGCAUGUGGCGUAAAAACAGAGCGCGCUACGGAGAGUGUGUGGGUGUUGACUUAAAUAGAAAUUUCAGUUACGGCUGGGGUGAAAAGGGCGAGGAAGGCUCAUCGGAGGACCCCGGCAAUAUAUUUUUUAGGGGGCCCGAGCCGUUUUCGGAACCGGAAACAGCGGCUGUCAAACGUGUUAUCCUUGAAUCGGGGACUAAUUUCAAAGUGUUCCUAUCGCUGCAUAGUUACGGAGAAGUGAUUAUAUUCCCAUGGGGCUAUACGGGCGACCCGUGUCCCGAUUAUGUGAGACUACUCGAAGGGGGCACUUGUAUAGCUAAGGCCAUCUAUGACACGAGUAAACGCACCUACAAAGUGGGCAGCACCAAAGACCUCAUGUACUACGCGGCCGGGACCAGUACGGACUGGAGCUACGCCGUCGCCAGCAUACCUUACUCCUAUAUGAUCGAGCUCAGAGGAAAGGAGCACAGGUUCCUCCUGCCCAAAGAGGAUAUCGUGUCUACUGCAACUGAAGUUGUGACUGGCGUUUUGAGACUUAUGGACUAUGUGGAUGGAAAACAUCCGGAAACUCAAUCUUGUGUCUGUCCGAAAUGAUAUUAUGAAACCAGUACCACCACUAGAAACUAGUUAUUAAGGUCAGAAGAAGACAGAACUAAAUGAAUCUAGGCUGAAUCAGUAUUUUAAGGGUCGAGUACAAAUUAAAAUCCUUGAAUGUGGAUAUCCUUAAAUACACAAUAUAUUUUGAUAAAAAUGUGUAUAUCAAAAAUGGGACGAUAAUGUAUUUAAACAAGCAAGCACACAAACAAAAAACAAAGCA
This is a messenger RNA of Bicyclus anynana (squinting bush brown), 1345 nucleotides long. RefSeq names its product carboxypeptidase B-like. Lineage: Eukaryota; Metazoa; Arthropoda; Insecta; Lepidoptera; Nymphalidae. Gene Ontology annotation, biological process: proteolysis. The coding region runs from base 28 to 1122 and encodes 364 amino acids. The transcript is spliced from 7 exons. Gene Ontology annotation, molecular function: metallocarboxypeptidase activity; zinc ion binding. The record is from RefSeq and is a predicted model, not a curated record.